AUGGAGAUCGAAAAGAUUACACAGCACCUACAAGCUAUGGGCAUACCAGUUCACUUUGGACAUAUCGCAACUCAACACUACGCGGCAGACUGCGCAACGCGAGGUCUUACUCAAACGGAACUAGCUGAUCACAUCUGGUGGACAGGACCAGCUAUCCUCCAUGAUCCUCCAAAAAGUUGGUCAUCCACGUUGUGGACAUUCGACUAUGACACUGGCUUUGAAAAUGAGCAUCAGGAUGCUACUACUAAUAAAAAGGAAUCAGAAGUCAUAGAGCCUCUCGAAGAACUCAAAGAAAAUGCAAAACGAAUUAUAGCGCGAGUCUUACGCUACAUUGCAAUUCUUGUUGCUCGAGUGAAUGCUCGAAGAGAUCGUCCAAUUAGGCUUUCCGCACUUCUUGAGGAGAACUCUUGGUCAGCAGAAGUCCUAAUUCGCGACCGUCAUAAUAACGGACAUCCAGGAAUAAGUCACACCAUGUCCUUGGUGAGACAAUCCUUCUGGAUUCCCAAAUUGCGAGCAGAAAUGACACGCAUUAUUCGGCACUGCAUACCCUGUCAAAAGUUCAACAAUUUUCCCUACAAGUAUCCCGAACAAGGCGAUUUGCCGGCAGAACGGGUCUGCAGAUCACGACCCUUCGCACACGUCGGACUGGAUUACUUUGGUCCACUGUCCAUUCUAAAGUGCGAUGGUACAGAACGCAAAUGCUAUGGACGUAUAAUUACGUGCAUGGCAACACGCCUCGUACAUCUCGACGUCGUUUCUGACCUCUCCACCACAGCACUUCUCAUGAUGUUACGCCGCUUCUUCGCCCGACGAGGUCAAGCAGUUUCUAUCACAAGUGAUAAUGCUCCAACGUUUACUCUUGGAGAAACCACUCUCAGCGAGUGUCUACAUGCGGUCCAAAAUGACCCGGCUGUGGAACGAACAAUAACAAGUCGAGAAAUCCAGCGGAAGCAUAUCAUGCCUUACGCUCCAUGGCAAAAAGGCUUCUAUGAGAGACCCAUUGACUUCCUUCAAAACGAGUUUGAAGUUCCCUAUCCAUUGGAUGACAUCGCUGAAGAUGAGAGAGAUCCUUCUUAUCUCCCACCUGGAGAACAAGUCCUUCUAAGAACCAAGACACAAACUAUAAAAGCUCUACAAACAUCCUGUAAGUUCACAGAGAAGUUUUGGCGAGAUCAAUAUUUGCUUGCUUCGCAUCAACGCGAAGUAGGAAAAAACAGAAGUUUACGAUAUUCUCCUAGAAAGGAUGACAUUGUAUUAAUUAACGAACCAAUACUACCUCGACAUUCGUGGAAAAUGGGAAGAAUACACGAUCUGAUAAUGAGCUCAGAAGGAGUAAUACGCAAAGCGGUCAUCAUGCUACCAUUUCAUCGCCAGAUACGCAGACCGAUAAACCUUCUGGUUCCACUAGAACUAGAGGAUGAGAAACGAAAGAACGAGGACUCUCCAGUACAAGUACAAGAACCCAAAUCGGCUUCAUCGUCCACUUCCACAGAGAGAAUUCACGAGUCUGAAAACUGUCCUGAGUCCAUACCCAGUAGCAAUAAACAGACAAGUCGAUAUAACCUACGACCAAGAAGACAAGUAGAUUAUAGAGGAAUUCUCUCAAUUAUUCGUGCAAAUCAAUCCGCUACGCUACUCACCAUUUUGUUGAUUCUGGCAAUAGGAGACUUAUAUUCCGACGAGGCAUACCAACAUUCCUCAAGCACCAGACCCAUUCGUUGCAUAGAUGGAGCCGCAGCGUUCUGCCAAAACAUCGACUGCAUCUUCUGCUCCGUUGCAAUUCUCAACCCAGAGUGCUGGCCAGCUGAAACUAUCAUCGCCGUCACAAUUCUCCUCUACUUUGUCAUCUCCGGAGCUCUCAUCAACGGCAUUACACGAAGGACGAGGAGAGAACAUAAGAAUCGUCGACGAGAGGUCGACCUGAUCAAGCUGUUGGCUAUCUUGUACAUACCUACUUUUGCUAUGGCCGAAACAAAAGACGUCUUCACACGCGACACGAACUACGGUAUAGGGAACAGCAAACGCUGUCCCCAUAAGGGAUCAUGUAAGGGAGGAAAGUGUGCAGAUAUAAAUGCAACAAAUCUGCUACCAGAAUUGGAACAUGGGAACGAGUAUCCGGGAAUUACAGCAUGUGUGGAGUCCUGCGGAGGCCUCGGAUGCGAUUGUUUCUAUUGGAGCUCGGGAUGCCUGUUUUACCGCAUUUAUUUAAUGCCUACCACUCCACAAGUUUACGAAAUCUUCCACUGCAAUCGAUGGAGAGAAGCAGCAAAAGUCGAGAUCACACAUUACGACGCUGUCAAAGGAACAGCUGAGUCGUACUUGGCACAUCUGCGACCAAAUAUCCCAGUGUUAUGGAAGUUUUUUACACUCACUCUAAGUUCCAUAACAGUGCCACCAAUUCCACCCUUUAAUUCGCCAUUCGUUACGGAUGGAAACCACACGACCAUUUGGCACUCAAACAGAAAACCUGCCCUGCAGUGUCCGAAUCACACGACAGCGAUGAACCUCGACUGCGACAUUGCAGAAGACUGUACAUGCUAUCCGGCCGAGACCCAAGCCAACUGUAAAUGCAGACAAGUUGAUAUCUCCUCAUGGUUUGACAACAUACAACAUCGUCUCCCGGUAGUUUUACCGCCAGUAACAUUCCGACAAACUCGAGAAGGACAAGUUCAAGCCACAAUAUCAAGCAUGACUAGGGGGGCGGUCGUUAGGUACCCACAGCCGCCGCGACAGCCGAUCAUUAGGGAAAAAGAUUGGCAACGGCGAUCGUUAAUUGCGCUGCGCAAUGUCAGCAGAGCACUGCGCUGCGUUUGCCUCAUGCCCCGCACAUCACAUCCUUCAUCAACGACUCUCAUCGUCUAA
Molecule: messenger RNA, 2862 nt
Organism: Necator americanus (New World hookworm)
Lineage: Eukaryota; Metazoa; Nematoda; Chromadorea; Rhabditida; Ancylostomatidae
Exons: 7
Coding region: 1-2862 (953 amino acids)
Biological process (GO): DNA integration
Molecular function (GO): nucleic acid binding
Source: RefSeq, a predicted model, not a curated record